This is a messenger RNA of Marmota flaviventris (yellow-bellied marmot), 1605 nucleotides long. Lineage: Eukaryota; Metazoa; Chordata; Mammalia; Rodentia; Sciuridae. The record is from RefSeq and is a predicted model, not a curated record.
AUUGAUCAACUGAAGCAGGAACUUUCAAAGAAGGAGUCAGAACUUCUUGCCUUACAAACAAAGCUUGAAACCCUUAGCAAUCAAAAUUCAGAUUGCAAGCAACACAUUGAAGUGCUUAAAGAGUCGCUUACUGCCAAAGAACAAAGGGCUGCCAUUCUUCAGACUGAGGUAGAUGCACUGAGAUUACGACUGGAAGAAAAAGAAUCUUUUCUCAAUAAAAAAACAAAACAAUUGCAGGACCUCACAGAAGAGAAGGGAACACUGGCUGGAGAGAUUCGUGACAUGAAAGAUAUGUUAGAAGUGAAGGAAAGAAAAAUUAAUGUUCUUCAGAAAAAGAUUGAAAACUUGCAAGAACAACUUAGGGAUAAAGACAAGCAACUGACCAAUCUGAAAGACAGAGUGAAGUCCUUGCAGACAGAUUCCAGUAACACAGAUACUGCGCUGGCGACACUAGAGGAAGCUCUGUCAGAGAAGGAGAGAAUAAUUGAGCGUUUGAAAGAACAGCGGGAGAGAGAUGAUCGGGAAAGACUAGAAGAGAUAGAAUCUUUCCGCAAAGAGAACAAGGACCUGAAAGAAAAGGUCAAUGCUUUACAAGCUGAACUCACAGAAAAAGAGUCUAGUUUAAUUGACCUCAAAGAACAUGCAUCUUCAUUAGCUUCUGCAGGACUGAAAAGGGACUCCAAAUUAAAAUCUCUAGAAAUAGCCAUCGAACAAAAGAAAGAAGAAUGUAGCAAACUGGAAGCCCAGUUAAAAAAGCAAGCUGAGCAGUUGUUCAAUCAGAUGUACAACCCAGCACAUAAUAUUGAAGAUGACUCCAGGAUGAACCCUGAGUUUGCAGACCGACUAAAACAGCUUGAUAAAGAGGCAUCUUACUACCGUGAUGAGUGUGGCAAGGCCCAAGCCGAAGUGGACCGGUUGCUGGAGAUCCUCAAAGAGGUGGAAAAUGAAAAGAAUGACAAGGACAAGAAGAUCGCAGAACUUGAGAGCUUGACUUUCAGGCAUAUGAAGGAUCAGAAUAAGAAGGUAGCCAAUCUCAAACACAAUCAACAGCUGGAAAAGAAGAAGAAUGCCCAGUUAUUGGAAGAAGUUCGCAGGCGAGAAGAUAGCAUGGCUGACAACUCACAGCAUUUGCAGAUAGAGGAACUGAUGAAUGCCUUGGAGAAAACCAGGCAAGAACUGGAUGCCACCAAAGCUCGCCUUGCCUCUACACAGCAGUCCCUGGCUGAGAAAGAAGCACACUUGGCCAACCUGCGGAUAGAGAGGAGGAAACAGCUGGAGGAGAUCCUGGAGAUGAAACAGGAAGCACUACUUGCAGCAAUCAGUGAAAAAGAUGCAAAUAUUGCCUUGCUGGAAUUGUCUGCCUCCAAAAAGAAAAAGACGCAAGAGGAAGUCAUGGCUCUCAAGAGGGAGAAAGACCGAUUAGUGCAUCAGUUAAAGCAGCAGACCCAGAACAGAAUGAAGCUGAUGGCAGACAACUACGAUGAAGACCAUCACCAUUACCACCACCACCACCACCACCACCACCAUCGAUCUCCUGGGAGGUCGCAACAUUCCAAUCACAGGCCCUCUCCGGACCAGGAUGACGAGGAGGGCAUAUGGGCAUAG